AUGAAAAAUAUUACACAAUAUUUUGAAGAUACUGUACAAUCCAAUAAUAGCAUAACCAUACACUCUAGCGAUGAUACAAAAAAGGAAACGAAGUACAAGGAAGAUUCUAAACAAAAGCGUAGUCAUAAAAAAGUUAAAUUAUCUCAAACGAAUGUAAAAGAAAAGUUAUGUGAUAUUGUAGAAAAAAACGGUGAUAUGAUUAAUAAAACACUUAGUACACUUGCUAAAGUAAACAACGGGAAUUCAAACGAAACAUAUAUAAAAUCUUUUUCAAGAGGUCUUCGAACGAAUUUUAAACGCAAUAAAUUUAUACAUCAAUCCUUAGAUCAUUUAGACUUAGAAACAAAUGAUUUCAAUGUUAAAAAUAAAAAGAGAAGUGAAAAGGAUAAUUUAAAAAUUUGUUUAAGCAAUGAUGAAAGGUAUAAAAAAGAAUUAAGUAAAAAAACAAAUAUUAAUAAAAAUGUAAGCAUAAAUAAUACAUUGGAAAAUAAAGAAAUGAUUGAUAGUAUAGAGUUAAUAGAUAUUGAUUCUAAUGAUAAAAUUGAAAAUAUCCGUGAAGAAUCAAAUGCUUUUCAAAUUCUUAUGAGUCGCAACAAAACAGGUCAAUGUAUUUCGCCAAUAAAACUUCCUCAAAAAGAAGAAAUAAAUAUAAAAAAAUCAGAAGAAUGUAAAGAAAAAUUAAAACACUCUAAAGAAAAACUAGUAGCUUUAGCUGAUAAGAAAGGAUAUUCUAAAAGAAAACUUAUAGAAAUGGAAGAAGGAGAAAAAAUAGAACAAAUGAUACAAAAUCGUAUCAAAUUUUUUAAAGGAGAAGAUAAGAAAGAUAAUAGUAUAAGUACAACUGUCCUAAAUCAUAAACAACCAGCUGGUAGUUUACUAAAUUACUUCAGCAAAACUCCAGGAGAUUUAAUACAUACAAAUAUGGCAAACAUGUCUACUAUUGUAGUAAAAGCUGAUGUACAUAUGACAGAAAACUCCAUUAAACAUGAAUUAUAUAAAACAAAUUCAAGUAAUAAAAUACAACCAAGUAAGAAAAAUAAAAAAUCAGAAUUCUCACAAAUAGAUGACAUUAGAAUCAUAGAAUCUGAAAAUAUUAAUAUUUUGAAUAACAAAAAGAAGCUUCAAGAUGAACAGCAACAUAACAAACAUAGAUGGUCAUUACGAAUUAAACUUCAAACUUAUGAAGAUGAAAAUGCUUCACUAGGUGAAAGCAGUGAUGAUGAAUUGUUCUCACCAAGUACCAAUAAAUUAAAUAUAGAAAGUUAUGAAAAAUUUAAAGCAAUAAAAAAUGUGGAUGUAGAAAAUUUAUCAAUAAAAAAUAACAGUAAAAGAGGAAUAUCAAAGCAAGUGAAUGAAUGCACAAAGUCAAAAUUAAUAUCAGAAAGUUCAAAACAUAAUGAUGCAAUACAUGAUAGCAAAUAUUUAAAAAAUAAACUUGAAAAUAAAAAAAAAUUAAUCAGAUUAAAUCAACAUGAAUCAGCUUUAAUAGAAAAUAAAAAUUUAAAUAAUUAUAAUAAUACUAACAUAGAAAAUAUUACAAGAAAUAAACAAAAUCAAGAAGACUGUAUAAUUAUUCAUGACAAUAGCUUAGAAAGAAAGACAAUUGAUAAAUUAGCUCCUUUGUUUACCAAACGAAAAAAACCAGAUCCGAAUGUAAUUGCGGCACGACGAUUAUUUUUACAACCUGAUAUAACAGAUAAUAAUAAUAAAAAUGCAAAUCGAAAAGUAAAUGUUUAUGGUAUACUACCAUUUUCACUUAUUAGUCAUGUUACACAAUCAAGCAAUCUGUUUUCAAAUGAAACUGACAUUUUUAAUAUUCCAAAAGAAAUUUGUAAUGAUUAUAAUCCAAUUAUAGAUGUAAACAAUUUUAAACAUUUAAUAGAUCUUUCUAAAAAAAAGUUUAAAGCAUUAGGAAAAGUUAAUAAACCGAAGAUUCAAGAAGUAUUAAUGGAUAUAGAAAAACAUUGUUCAAAUGUAAAAGAUAUGUGGAGUGUCAUUUCACUUAUUGUUAAGGAACAACCUAAUAAAAUAAUACUUACUAAAACAAGAAGUAAAAAAAAUAAACAAUCAGAGAAAAAAGAAGGAAUAGAAGAUUCGUUUGAAUGCUGUAGUUGGACUUAUAAAUAUAGACCAAAAAGUUCUCAAGAAAUAGUGGGAAAUGAAGAAGCAGUAGCAAAAUUAAAAGAAUGGUUACUUGGAUGGAAAGCAAUAUUUACAAAUGAGGAUGUUAGUAGUGGAGAUGAAUUUUAUUCGUCUGAUAGUAGUUCUUCAAAAAUGAUUGAAAAUAAUCAAGUAGCUGUAUUAUUAGGACCACAUGGAUGUGGUAAAACUGCGAGCGUAUAUGCAGUAGCAAACGAAUUCGGUUAUACUGUAUUAGAAUUGAAUGCAUCAUCUAGAAGAACUGGGAAAAAGCUUUUAAAAGAAUUAAAAGAAGCAACUAAGUCACAUCGAAUUAAAAAAGACGAGAAAACAUCUGCUUUCUGUAAUUUAGCUUCAGAUGAAAUUAUACUAAAGGAAAUUCCACAAAAUUCUCUCAUUCUUAUAGAAGAUGUUGAUAUUAUAUUUGAAGAAGAUGAGGGUUUUAUUUCUGCUACAUAUCAAUUAGCAACAAACACAAAGCGUCCAAUUGUUAUGACAUGUAGAGACAUUUGCCCUCAUUUAAAUAAAAUGGCACCUCAACAAAACAGAAUUUAUUUCAAAAAUGCUGAUAGUAAUAGAGUUUCUGCUUUAAUAGAAUUAAUUUCACUAGCAGAAACUGGUUAUAGACUUUCUUCUAAUUGCAUAACAGAACUGUUGCAAAGUGGUGAUAUGCGAAAAGCUAUAUUACAAUUACAAUAUUUAUUGUUAUCUGGUCCACCACAAAUAAUAGAACAAACCAUAAAUUUUAAAAAUUCAUUUUGGCAAAACAUACGGCAUUAUGUAUACAAGCCAGCAAUUAAAGUAAGUAAGAAAUGGAAGAAAACUACAAAUAAAAAAGUAAUGGAUGAUAAAAAUAUAUUAAUUGAUGUAGCUACUAAAUUAGAUAAUAUAGCUUUAUUAUCAUCUUUAAUUGACAUAGAAGAUUCUGCAUUAAAUUUAUGCCAAAUAAAAACACAACCCAAUUUAUCGUUGAUUGAAAAUACUGCUCCAUAUUCAGCUUCUACUGAUAUGUGUCUAGACAUAGCUGAAUGGAUAGGUAAUAAAAUUAUAUACAAAGAUCAGUUAAAUGACUAUGAUGGAACACAGCACCAAAAUAAUAUUAUGUUAAAAAAACAGUUAAAUGAAGGAUUAAAUUUAGCCUUAUCACAAACCACAUCAUUAUUACUUGAUCGUCAAAUUAUAGCUACAGAUUAUCUACCAUCUAUAAGAACAAUAUGUAGAGCAGAAGAAUUGAGAGCUAAUACAAAUAAUAAAAGAGGAAAUCGAUUCUUUCAUUAUCUUCAUAAUUUAAAAACACCAUCUACAUUAUUCAAACCUAAUAUUUUAGCAGCAGCAUGCAAAAUAAUGUAUGAUAAGGUCGACAAUGACAUGCGUAUUGAGAAAAAUAAUACCAGUUUUAUAUAA
Molecule: messenger RNA, 3543 nt
Organism: Eufriesea mexicana
Lineage: Eukaryota; Metazoa; Arthropoda; Insecta; Hymenoptera; Apidae
Gene: elg1
Product: enhanced level of genomic instability 1
Exons: 5
Coding region: 1-3543 (1180 amino acids)
Cellular component (GO): nucleus
Molecular function (GO): DNA clamp unloader activity; DNA binding; ATP hydrolysis activity
Source: RefSeq, a predicted model, not a curated record